Teleopsis dalmanni is the source of this 1171-nucleotide messenger RNA. RefSeq lists its product as uncharacterized. Bases 16 to 711 code for a protein of 231 amino acids. The transcript has 5 exons. The record is from RefSeq and is a predicted model, not a curated record. Lineage: Eukaryota; Metazoa; Arthropoda; Insecta; Diptera; Diopsidae.
AAAAAUUUUUUUAAAAUGAUGAAAAACGUUAUAUGGAAAAAUCGACUUGAAAGCAGAAGAAUAUCACCGAAAUACUCGUCCAUAAUUUUCUUGUUAAUUAUGAUAACUUGGACUCCAAGUCAAGCCUCUGCCAACCCUGUGAACUCCGCAACUAAAUCGGAGAGCGAUAUUGCAAAAAAACAUUUUGAUGAAGUUAGCGAUUUAAACGACAACUUACAAUCGGAUAAAGAAAAUACAAAUAAUACGGAUUUGCCUUUUUCUCAUCGCGAUGAGGUCCAAGAGAAGGAAGGCAUCAUUCUCAAUGCAGAUAACAUUUUAAAAUAUGAUGUUGAAAUAAUUGAAUCGCGUGAUAUAAAAAAAGAGAAUUUAGAAAUAGAAGAGCGAUUCAAGGGUCCUGCUCUCGAAAUGAAUACGAAUACUUUUGUAUCGGAAAAUAUUGAACUCAAUAGCGGAACUGUAGACUACAGCGCAAUGAAAGACAGCCAUGUGGUGUUGACUGUUAUCCUAGUAUUGGUUGCAUUGGUCUCGAUCAGUUUAUAUGUUUUCUUAGUAAUUUGGCGUUCACAUUUGGAAGAACGUUACGGUAUGCGGGAACUACUCGUGGUGAACACUGAUGAGGAUGUCUAUCAGUCCAGUAACAUGGCCUGUAACACUAGCACAAUUGAUGAAAACAUCUCAAAUAUACGCCAUCUCACUUUUAUCCGCACAUGAUCCACAACAACAACUACACCUGCAGCAACUACUAAUUUGUUAUUAAAAUGAAGUGCAAAUUUUCCAGCUUUGUUAUUGCAAUUAAAAAUUCUAUUCGGAAAACUCGUAAUGCCGUAAACUGAACUUUCGCGGUAAUCAGAACAUUUUUGUAUUUUAAUAUUUUAAAUAAUUUAAUUUAAAACUCGAACAAUUGAAAAAUUGCAAAUGAAUUGCAUUAUUGAAAUAGUCAUAUUGGAAAUUCCACCAUCACAGACCUCACACAUUAAUUCCGAAUCGUUUAGUGUCAUCGAUUGUUGUUAUUUUGAAACGUAAGCCUCAUUUGUAACAAAAUAGAAUGUAAAAUGUAUUAAGAAUUUUUUUAAGUAAACUAACUACUGUUGUUAUUAGUGUUUUCAAACAGGAAAACCACUUUGAAAGUAUGAGAACGCUAUAGUUUUAAGCUGUGAUAUUGAAAUAGAAA